AUGGAUUACGACAGCCCUGACCCAAUGAACGGUGCUUCAAGCAACGCCCUAAUUGCUAAGAUGAACUCAGCUAAACUACUAUAUCAACACUAUUUGGAUAAAGUCACUCCUCACGCCAAACAGAGAUGGGCUGUAUUAGGUGGUCUACUAUGUUUAUUUAUGGUGCGUAUUACAAUGGCUGAAGGUUGGUAUGUGAUUUGUUAUGGUUUGGGUUUAUUUUUAUUGAAUCAGUUUUUAGCCUUUUUGACACCAAAAUUCGAUAUGUCCUUGCAGCAAGAUGAAGAAAACAAUGAAUUAGAGGCUGGUGAAAAAUCAGAGGAAUUCCGUCCAUUUAUCAGAAGACUACCUGAAUUUAAGUUCUGGUACAACAGCAUUAGAGCCACCGUCAUUUCCUUAGUAUUAUCACUAUUCUCGAUCUUCGAUAUUCCCGUAUUUUGGCCAAUUCUACUAAUGUACUUCGUGCUGUUAUUCUUUUUAACCAUGAGAAGACAAAUUCAACACAUGAUGAAAUACAGAUACAUUCCUCUGGAUAUUGGUAAGAAGAAGUACUCACAUCCUUCUAACUGA
Messenger RNA from Saccharomyces eubayanus, 567 nucleotides. RefSeq names its product protein retrieval receptor (gene RER1). NCBI's taxonomy places the organism in Eukaryota, Fungi, Ascomycota, Saccharomycetes, Saccharomycetales, Saccharomycetaceae. The transcript has a single exon. The coding region runs from base 1 to 567 and encodes 188 amino acids. The record is from RefSeq and is a predicted model, not a curated record. Gene Ontology annotation, biological process: protein retention in ER lumen; retrograde vesicle-mediated transport, Golgi to endoplasmic reticulum. Gene Ontology annotation, cellular component: Golgi membrane.